This is a messenger RNA of Linepithema humile (Argentine ant), 2273 nucleotides long. RefSeq names its product nuclear pore complex protein Nup75 (gene Nup75). The record is from RefSeq and is a predicted model, not a curated record. Gene Ontology annotation, cellular component: nuclear pore outer ring. Gene Ontology annotation, molecular function: structural constituent of nuclear pore. Gene Ontology annotation, biological process: mRNA export from nucleus; protein import into nucleus; positive regulation of DNA-templated transcription. NCBI's taxonomy places the organism in Eukaryota, Metazoa, Arthropoda, Insecta, Hymenoptera, Formicidae.
AAAUUAAUGAUAUCUUAUCAAAUAAAGAACUUUCAAAAUCAAGUUAACUUUUGCGCCAUACAGAAAAUCUCUAGCUAAGAGACCAGUUAGUUUUCUGGACAAAUAUGAUAAUUGGACAGUUUUUUCAUAUCUACUUUCUUGUCUAUGUCCAAUGUUUUCCAUGACUCUUAAAAUCGGUACCCCGCCAAAGUUUUUAUACGUUUGUAGAGAAAAAUAUUAAUAAUAGUUGUAACAUAGUUAAUAAUACGUCAGAAGUAAUUUGAAUAAUCAUGGAUGAAGCCGACAACGCUCAAAUAAUUGUUAUACCAGAUGAUGUUUGUAAAAAAGCAGGCAUUACGACAACUUGGAUAAAUAGCAACAGAUUUGGAAUACACGCGUACAAACAUGUAGACCAACGAUCACAAGAUAUUGAAAGUCAGUUUGCACCAUGUGAUGCCAAAGUACAUUUUAUUCGGCCAGAAAUCAUAUUAUUUUCACCACUCUUGCGUAAAUUGGUCAAUGAGAGUAAUGGUAUCUUUCUGUCAGUUCAAAAACUUAAAUCUUCUUCUGGUGACAUUAAACCAGAACUUCUUAAACACAGUAAGCAGUAUAGAUCCAUAUUGAGAGCUUGUGUUGAAAACUUACAAGAGAUAUUACCGAAAGAAACACUGCCAGAAGAAAAGACAAUGCUGGAAAAUUUUCAACUUAUAUUUUAUCAAGUAGAAUGCAUUUGGCAUUUAACAGAAAUUCUUUAUGUCGAUGCUGUACCAGGUGAUGUUGUGUUACCACAGUUAUUGGAAUGGAUCAGUUUUCAUUUUCCCUCAAGGGAGCUGGCGGCAUCAAAGAUCUUAUCGCAGAAAACUAUUGGUGCCGAUUUGGAGAAUCUGAAUUAUUGGGAAGCUGUAAUAGGUUGCGCAUUGCAUGGAAAAUUAAAUCUGGUUUGCCGUCUCCUAGCGUUGCACAGCAAAGCAGAUCAUUCGGCGUUCAUCACUGCAGAUAAUAUUAUCAGGACAAUGCCGGUGUAUAAUGUGUACGGCGGAUAUUCCGUGAACGAAUUUAUUACCCGGUGGAAACACUGGCAAAUGGAUCUCUGCUCCAAUCUAGAAAGCAAUUAUUUUGCUAGGGAUAGUGAUUUGGAGACACUCAUGAAGUUAAUAGCAGGAGAUGAAUCAAUAUUGUGGGAAUAUUCCAAGUAUACAGAUGCGUGGUAUGAAUUAUUGGCAGCAAAAUUAUUUUAUACUGCUCCUUGCUGCAAGCAACAGGAACUUUCGCGCUACGCGAACAGUGUUGCUGAGAGAUGGCAAGCUAAUCGACACUUAGACCGCAUAAUUCUUGCUUUAAUGGAAAACGACUUGUAUCAAGUCAUUAAAGAAAUACAGUAUAUGAGUGAUAACGGCUGGUUUGCAGCUCAUUUGAUAGAUUUACUGUACAAAUGUGGAAAAUUGAAUAUUUUGAAUCAGGAAAAGGCUAAUGUAACUGCGCAGCUUCAUGAGUCUCUGAUAUUGGAGUACGCAACUACGUUAAUGAGCCAUCGCUCGUUGUGGCAGUGUGGCGCGAGUUACUUGAUUCAUUGCCCUAUGCAAGGUUUGGCCAGAUUAGAGAUUCUCUUGCAAUCGCUGCCGACAGGCACAGAAGCGAGAGUUAAUAAGAUCAUCGACGUCGCACGAGACAAUAACAUGCUGCACGUUGUUAGCAGUAUAUGCAAGAUCCAAGGAAUGAAGAGCAUAAAACAAGGCAGGCUGGGCAAUGCUCUCACGUGGGCGCUCAGGGCACACGAUGGCAACUUUAUUACGUACAUCGCGGACGAAUUUCUAAAAUGUUACGCGGAACACGGAGAACUGGAGUGUCGCGAUUUGCUGGAGAACUUGGGUUCCUGCAUGUUGGCUAGCGAUAGGCUCACAUUUUUAGGGAAAUAUUGUGAGUUUCAUAAAAUGUACACAAUGGACGAGUUUCGUGAGGCAGGAAAUUUAUUGGUGUCUCUUCUGGUCUCGAAUCUGACACCGAAAUAUUUUUGGUCUAUUCUGCUUACGGACGCUAUACCACUGUUGGAAGCAGAAGAUGUUAUUUUCUCCUCCAAUGACUGCUACGAAUUACUACGUUGCGUAGAAGCUCAUGGCAACGAUCCGAAGUUUCAAGACAAGGUCUCCAUCUUUCGAAUAGGCGUUGCACGAAACCUGGCACGAGCUUUAAGUUUAGAAGGCUGUCAGGCCGAACAUUGACGAAUCAACUUUUGUAUAAAGUAACAUCAAUAUCUUUUUUUAAAUAAAUCUGUAAUUAUCUUUAUUCUUUUUAAA